This is a messenger RNA of Didymella exigua CBS 183.55, 1204 nucleotides long. RefSeq lists its product as uncharacterized. Bases 39 to 1049 code for a protein of 336 amino acids. NCBI's taxonomy places the organism in Eukaryota, Fungi, Ascomycota, Dothideomycetes, Pleosporales, Didymellaceae. Gene Ontology annotation, biological process: DNA-templated transcription. The record is from RefSeq and is a predicted model, not a curated record. The transcript is spliced from 4 exons. Gene Ontology annotation, cellular component: nucleus; RNA polymerase III complex.
GUCACCUUCACUGUCGCAAUCACAAUCCUGCGACAACGAUGGCUCCAGCAUCAGACGUAGGAGACGACGACCCAGUGGUUGCAGAGUACGAUGUCUACAUCACACCUGAAGCAGAGGAGCAGCAACUUUACGUCCUGCAAUAUCUGAACAGACUGCCCGACCAGCCCUUCACGAAAGCUACCGGUAGCCUGCCUGCCGAAUUGCGAAUGAAGAAAGAGUCUGGGUUCAUCGAAGUUGACGUCCCCAUCAACAUUCGCCAAAACUACAACCGAGUAAACGGUGUACGAUGGGGCGAAGCCAUGCGCAAGACAAAGGGUUUCGGGCAGAAGGCCUAUGGUAUUGCUUCUGGGUUCGAGCGAACUAUGCCGCGCACUGGAAACAGGCCUGGCGCCGAAGGGGCUCCUGCUGCGCCUGUAGUGACAGCGGAGGACGAUGACAACUUUGAAGAAUACGUUACACAUUUCGAAGAUGCCAACGAAAAGGGCCACGUACUCAAUGCGCAGACUUUUGGCGGACAGAUCCAGAAUGAUGAUGGCAAAGGCCCAAGCUACAUGCUGGGAACGUUCCGCGAUGACCAGCUUCAUCUAACACGCCUGAAUGGAGUCGUCCAGCUUCGAACACAAUUCCACCACAUCGAUGCUUCCGCGCAAUUGGAGGCAGUCGCACGGCGACGCGAGAAGGAGUCGCAAGAAGGCGCAAAGCUAGCAGAGCCCAAAGCUUUUAUCCCCACCGUGAAGAAGGCUGGCGGCGACACAGCGGCCGAGCUGACACAACAGUUCAUGAAGGCUGCGAACGUGGAGCUGUGGCAUAAGCUGCAGUACUCGGAUGAGGAUUCCGAACUUGCUUACGACUCCUAUUCUGAACGCCUCUUCUUGCCGACCACCAUCGAUGCACCAAAGCUACGGUCGAAUCUCAGCAACGACCAGUUUCUCGACGUCAUGAGCGCACCUUCAGCCGGCAAGGGCGCAAAGCGGAAGAACUUGACAAAAGAGAAAGAGCUAAUCGAGAUCUCAGACGAGUCAGAUGAGGAAGAUGAGACCGUGAGUUAGUAAAAUUGGAUUUAGCAAGCAUUGCCUCGGAGUUCGCAUUGCAUUUUACUAGGAAAGAUAUAUCGAGAUACCCAGCAGUCUUACUGCACAGUCAGACAGGCAUCCAGUGGUUUCAGACAUUGUGAAUGAUACUGUGCUAGCUCGUGGCACGCGAC